GCUCAUGCAUUGUGCUACUUGCCUUGGUUGAGAAAUUUUUGCUUCCUGCACCGAUACAUUACACAUCCAGAAACAAGUUGAGAGAAAGAAAGAGGGUUCGCUCGCUGUGAAAGCAAGGACAUUGACAGUAAUGUUACCAUCUAGUACAACCAAAAUAAUAGUUAUUCUAUAGAGGAGAAGGAUUAACUUUCGAUUGCACGGACGAACAUUUUACGCAUUCACUAGCCAAACUGUUCACGCACACCGCAGGUUUUGCAACGAAGAGGCAGAGGGAACAGAAGACAGGCUAUUAAACCCGUUCGUUUGAAACCCUUUUAGCUAACAUACCUCCGUGAUGUCGGAGCGAGGAGGGCUCCCGCGGACUGGAGGUGCCCCCUCCCCGCACGUGCAGCCCUCCAAACCGGUCACGAUCACCUCGAAUCGCCCGGUCCACAUGAACCUCUACGCCACCUGGGAAGUGGACCGCUCUUCGCCAAGCUGUGUUCCGAGGCUGUUCAACCUGACGCUGAAGAAGCUGAUCAUGUUGAAGGAGCUUGAUAAAGACCUCACCUCCGUGGUCAUCGCUGUCAAACUACAAGGUUCUAAGAGGAUCCUGAGGUCCAAUGAGAUAUUGUUGUCUUCCGCGGGGCUGACUGAGACAGACCUUCAGCUCACCUUCUCUUUACAGUACCCCCACUUCCUGAAGAGAGAUGCCAACCAGCUCCAGAUCAUGCUCCAGCGGCGUAAACGUUAUAAGAACCGAACCAUCCUGGGAUACAAGACCCUGGCUCUGGGACUCAUCAACAUGGCUGAGGUGAUGCAGCACCCCAGUGAGGGGGCCCAGGUGUUGGGGCUCCACAGCCAGUUGAAGGAGGCCUCUGUACCCGUGGCAGAGGUCAGAGUCUACUCCCUCUCCAGCCAGCCCAUCGACCACGAGGGACCCAAGGCCAAGAUGUCUGAUCGUUCUCCAGACAUUGAUAACUAUUCUGAGGAAGAGGAGGAGAGCUUCUCAUCAGAACAGGAGGGCAGUGACGACCACGGCCACUAUCUGUAUGAUGAAGAGGAUGAGGUGAGGAAGAAAAAGCCUAGACGGAAGCUCACAUCCAACGCCUCCAUCACUAGACAACCCAACAUCAAGCAGAAGUUUGUGGCCCUGCUGAAAAGAUUCAAAGUUUCUGAUGAGGUGGGUUUUGGUCUGGAGCAUGUCUCUAGAGAACAGAUCCAGGAAGUGGAGGAGGAUUUAGAUGAGCUGUAUGACAGUCUGGAGAUGUACAACCCCUCUGACAGCGGACCAGAGAUGGAGGAGACGGACAGCAUCCUCAGCACACCCAAACCUAAACUCAGGCCGUUCUUUGAGGGGAUGUCUCAGUCCAGCUCUCAGACAGAGAUCACCAGUCUGAACAGCAGAGGGGGGAGCCUGGGACGAGACGCCUGCUUCAACCCUCAGGGGGAGCAGAUGAAACACUCUCACAGUCGUAACCUGGAGGUAGAGGCCCUCUCUGAGACAGACACACUGGAGUUGAACGAUCAGGAGAUGUUUCCAGAGGGCCCCUGCAUUAAGGUGUCGGUGGCUGAGAAACCCUGUACGCCCCUGAAGAGCAGUAAGAGUGAAGGAGGACAGACUAUGCCCUCCCCCAGGUUGGACGGCGGAGGCCACACCCCCAAACAGAAGAGACAGAGCAAUACUCCUAUGAAGGAGAGGCAGCUGUCUAAACCAAUCAGUGAAGGGGCGAAGACCAACAUCUCUGACAGCGAGAGGUCCCCUGAACUGGGACACAGCUCACAGGUCCUGAGGAAGGCGGUGUAUGAUCAGCUAAACCAUGUCCUGCUGUCUGACUCUGCUCUUCCUGAGAGUCUCAUCCUGGUCAAUGGCACCGACUGGCAGGGCCAGUACGUGGUAGAGCAGCUGCAGGUACAGAGGCACCCGGUGGUGUGUACGUGUUCAGGAGCUGAGAUCCAGGCGGUGCUCUCUGCUGUCCUCACACGCAUCCAGAAGUUUUGUAACUGUAACUCGUCCAUGCCCAGGCCAGUCAAGGUGGCAGUGGUGGGCAGUCAGAGCUACCUCAGUGCCAUCCUGCAGUUCUUCGUCACCCAGCUGGCCAGCAAGACCUCUGAUUGGCUCAGCCACCUGAGGUUCCUGGUGGUGCCCCUAGGCUGUCAUCCUGUUGCUAAGCACCUGGGUGCCCUAGACAACCGUUACAGCUCUGCAUUCUUAGAUGGGGCGUGGGGAGAUGUGUUCAUCCACUCUGAACCUCCACAGAAAGUCCAGUUGGACGUGGCAGGUAGGAUCUCUCAGUACAUCAGCGGCGCCACAGUCACACACCAGCUGCCCAUCGCUGAGGCCAUGCUUACCUGUAAACACAGGACGCACGAUGAAGAUUCCUACCAGAAGUUCAUUCCCUUCAUUGGGGUGGUGAAGGUUGGUCUGAUUGAGCCUGGUCCAUCCUCUACUGGUUGCCUAGUAGACACAGAAGAGGGUGUGGCAGUGAGCCUUGCUGUUCCCUCUACGUCCCCUCCCUCCCACGGCUCUCCCGCUGGGCUGAUCAAAGAGGCUGCCACUCCCCCCUCCUCUCCUUCCAUGGGCAGUGUUCUGGCAGUACAGGGGAGCCCCAGUAUGCCUCAUGGUGUGGACACCAUCGGGCUGCAGGUGGACUACUGGCUGGCGUCGCUGGCGGAGAAGCGACGUGACGGGGAACGGCGUGACACAGGCGGUAAGAACACCCUGAAGAGUGCCUUCAGGUCCCUGCAGGUCAGCAGGCUACCAGGAGGGGGCAUCAGUGAGACCCAGGCCCAGGUCAGCACCAUGGCCAUGACGGUGGUCACCAAGGAGAAGAACAAGAAGGUUCCCACCAUCUUCCUGGGUAAGAAACCUAAGGAGAAAGACGUAGACUCUAAGAGCCAGGUCAUCGAGGCCAUCAGCAGACUCAUCUGUUCUGCCAAGCAGCAUCAUACCAUGUUGAAAGUGUCCAUAGACGGAGUGGAGUGGAACGACGUCAAGUUCUUCCAACUGGCUGCCCAGUGGCCCACGCACGUCAAGUACUUCCCUGUUGGACUGUUUGGUUACAGCAAACCCCCCUCCUAGGGUCCACCCUUUACCCCUCCCCCUUGGCCCCCUUGCCUCACCUAGUCCCGUCCCACCUACGCACACAGACCCCGCCUCUCAGAACGCCAUGGCACUUGUAUUGGUCAAUCACGAUGGAGGGUUGAGGGGCUGGCCGUUUUUUCUAUAUUUGUCUUAUUUCUCUAUAAGGAGGGAGAGAAAGAGGGAGGGAGGGAGGGAAGGGGUGGAACGCUACUUGUCACUUUAAUGAAUUAAAAUGCCCAUCUCUCCCAAUAUGGUGUGUGUAUGAGAGGAACACAGCACAAGAUAACUAACUGCCGUUCAACUAACCGUAACGAUGAGAUGCAACCCCACGAAUAACUCCCAUUAUGAACCCUUGACCCCUGACCAGGUCAUUCUCUUAUCACAUUGAACCUGCCAACGGUCAGUCCGUGCUCUAACCCAGACCUGCAUGCUGUAAACUCCACCAUCCACGUGCCAGUUAUAACAAGAACAUCAUAUUGUGUUAACAGUAAUGACAUGGUUAUUAUGGGGUAUGGAGGGGAACGCUGCAUGAAAAAUGGAACAAACAACAGACAACUACAGUAGCAAUGCUUUUCCUGCUCCCUAAAUACAAGAAAAAGCUUUUUUCUCACCAAUGAUAUACGUUGAUAUGAUAUGAAGAGUAAAAAAUGGAAACGUUCCGCUUUGGUGUUGUAACAACAUUGUCACUUUCUGUGAACAGCACAGUCUAGUCCAGUCCAGUCCAGUCUAGUCCAGUCCAGUCCAGUCUAGUCCAGUCCAGUCCAGUCCUCCAAAUUCAGAGCUCACUGUUUGUCCAAACUUUACUGCUGUCUGUAAGGCUUGUCCCUUUAUCAAUCAGUUAUUGUUGCCAGCAUUGCUCUCUUGAUUUGAUUAAAUGGCGAUGUGUUCUAAGCAACACACUAGUCCUCUUGGCAUCUAAAAUGAGUGCUGACCAGUCGUGAGUAACUUAGCGCUGUGUCACCUGAACUGUAACCCUAACCCCACCUGUGCAGUGUAAAGUAUUAUGACCAAUGUCAAGUAUUACGAUGCCAUUGUGUCCAAUUUUGCUGUUAUUAUUAUGAUUUUCAUGGUAACUUGGAGGUAGAAGGUUUCUCAGCAGUGACGUCAACAUCUCGUGUAACUAACUCAAUAUCUGGCCCUGUUCUCUUUUGGGGAGGGGGGGGGGGCUCCAAGGGCUUCAAACUCACUGAGAAUGAAUACGCAGCUAUGCAUGUUCCACAAAUAAGUCUGAAUGAUAGCAUGCAAAGUACGAGUACGAGGAUGCAUUUCCAACAAUCAUUGGAGAUAUCCCCUGAACUUCAUUUGAAUGCAGAUAAUAUUCAUUGAUUGCGUCUUCGUUUAUUUGAUCUCACUGUCGUCAGAAGCUUCAUUAUUUAGGAACAUCCAUUUUGGAAGUUUUCAACCUAUUUUAUCAGUGAAUGUCUCAUUUAAUUCGAGAGAAAAAAAUUGAUAGCAGGAGAGAUAGUUGACUGUUAAUUUACAAAUGAAACACUUUUUAUAGCCCAGAACCAGCUGUUACUUCACUAGAGCAUUUUCUGUUGUUCUUGAACACAAACGCACCAUAAUAAUCUCUCUCCAAACUCCAUAGUCAGUUGACUUUGUAACCUGUGAGCUUGGAUACUUUGUGCAGCUUCCCUUGUGAGUACCAAAGAGAGAUAUGGCCAGGGCAGUGGCACUAUUGAAAGCAGACCAUCAAACUCUGCUGCUCUUAUCACAUGUCACUGCCCACCAGCCAAGGGCUAGACCCAGACCCAUAUCUUCAUCUGGACUUGGACUCUCAUCUUUUAACUGAGACUGUAUCUAUGUAUGUUAUGUACAUGGUUGUAUCUAUGGGAGGGGCGUAUGAUGUGUAGAUGUGUCUCCUUAACCACAGAUCUAGGAUCAGAUUACCCUGCCCACCAGUCAGAACCAUAAUCAUUAGGGGAGUUAAAAUUACCUGACCCUGAAUCAGUCGUUAUGGGCGACAUCUACUGCCAGAGCUCCAACUGCUCUUUGCCUUGUAGCGUGUUAUUAGCAUAAUAAGGAGUGUAAGAUAUGAUUCUAUUUGAACUGCUUUCUCUUCAUAGGGGAAUCGUAAGUAUUCAACGAAAGGGACAAAAAAAAAAUCACUGCCAAAAAUGUCUGUUACAUGGAUAUAACAGCCAAGCUGACGAGAGGGUGUAGAUAUAGGUGUUCAGUGUUUUUGGUGACAACAACAAAACAAAACUUUAAAUAAUGAUUCUUGUUCCAAAAUAAUUUAUUUCAAUGUUAGAAAAAGAUUCUGUUACCAUGAUACAUUCCACUGUUUUACUCUGUCUCUCCUCUCCCCCUGUUCACAGUUCAGUCCCUGUCUUUCACCGGUCUCACCGUUUACAUGUUGUUUGUUGUUUUUCCUACCUUCUCUAGGCCUAUUCUUCCUGUGUGACUGUCGUCUCUAACUUUACCUGCUGUGUGUUAACCUGUGUCUCUAGCUGUACUUACCUGUGGUUGCUGUGAUGGUCUUCAUGACUAACAUAUAGGGACAGGGUUGUGACUAAAGGGAGUAUAGUCUACGACCGGAAGUUACUUUUUGUAGCAGGUUAGGAGAAACAUUUUGCUAAUCCUAACCUUUUUCCUAACCUUAACCUAAGUAUCCUAAUCUGCCACUUUAAUUAUCCUAACGUGCUGUGUAUUUCUCCUAACCUAACCUAACCUGCUACGAAAAAGUAAGCUUCUGGUCUUAGCUGUACUCCCUCCAGUCAGAACCUAGGGACAGCAGUUAUUCCUGACCAUGUGACUUAGAACAACUCUGGGCCCUGGUUAUAGUCUAUACCAGAGACGGAAGAGGAAGCAAGACAUCCCGCUCCCUAUUUUUUCUGGUUCAUAUGCAGUCAAUUAACUAAGUAGACCAGACCCAGCUUCUAUCACAUAAGAUAUCUUCAUUUAUCUACCGUCUUUGGUUUAAACCUAUAACCAGGGCCCAGCCUUCCUGAUCAGGUCACAUGAUCCUGAAAAACACCUGUCCCUAGUGAAGGGGAAGAACAAUAUGAUCUAUUAAUAAAUCCCUUUAAUGAUCAAUAAUCUCCUUCCUCUCCUCUAUCAUCACAAUGUGUUUCAGAACAAAUGGAGUGAGAGAUCUAGAACAAACCAUAAGAUCUAGAGUCUCUGCCAGGAUUCCAGAAGCUUUGCUUCUAGUAGAACCCAUUUGAAAGGAUCUCCCUGCUUGUAGCAUAGCAGCCUAUCACAGAAGGGAAUCGUUUUUUGUAUAACACUGCAUAGACCAUAGUUAUGCUUGGUAGCUAGUAGUUUGAGGGGAGGAUUCUAACGCUUGUGGAUUUGGAGAGUAUUUUUGCACAUGCCAUUGUUUCUUCAGCAGCUUUUUUGCCUUUUGCCUAUAAACAAUAAUAAUGCUUGUACAUACAAAACAAAUGUACUUCUGUAAUGUAUCUUAGUCCUUGUUUUUUAUUUGAUCUUUUGUAGUACUGCUUUUUUAUGUUUAUGUUGUGCGAUGGAAAAGUGGAACUGUUCAUUGUUUUGGUUUUUAAAUAAAUACUCCUGAUUUGUA
Molecule: messenger RNA, 6587 nt
Organism: Salmo salar (Atlantic salmon)
Lineage: Eukaryota; Metazoa; Chordata; Actinopteri; Salmoniformes; Salmonidae
Product: phosphofurin acidic cluster sorting protein 1
Biological process (GO): protein localization to plasma membrane
Molecular function (GO): transmembrane transporter binding
Source: RefSeq, a predicted model, not a curated record